AUGAAGCCACUAAUUGACAUUGCACCCGACGUAGAUGGCUUAUACACGGAUUGGAAUAUAGAAAAGGCAGAGCCAAGGCAGGAACAAUUUGACCCCGAAAAAAAUUACGUGUUGCAUACAUCUGUCUUCAAGGGGCUCGUACUCAUAAUAAAUAAUGAUCGUUUCCAUGAGGCAAAAGAUCGUCCUGGAUCGGAGCUGGACUUGAUUAAUAUCCAACAUGUCUUCAGACGAAUCGGCUAUGAGCCUGUCAUCAUGACUAAUUUGUCUGCCAAUGAAAUUCGUAGCUUUCUGGACGAGUCUGUAAGCAGAAUAAAUCUAGAAGGACCCAUCUGUCACCCAUCGGUGGUUCUUGUUCUAAUGAGUCAUGGUGAGAAACGAGGCAUCUAUGGUACCGACUCAGAAGUUGUGGAAAUUCAGGAAAUCAAGUCUAAGUUUUCUGGAAGACAAUGCCCAGCUCUCAUCGGAAAACCAAAAAUCUUCUUUAUCCAGGCAUGUCGAGGACAAAUGCGCACGAAGAGUGCUCUUGACACUGAUGAUACUAGAAGACUUUCGACAAUCGAGAUGGUGAAUGAUCCCGACAUCGAUUCUUGUUCAUCAAGGAGACCGACCGACCAUGUACUAGAUGUUGAUGGCGAUGUUCCAGAUAACGCUGAUAUAUAUGUGGCCUACGCCACUUCCGAAGGUUAUUUUUCGAUCCGCGAUCAAGUGAAAGGUUCCUGGUUCAUACAGAGUUUGUGUGAGGAGUUGAUUGCCCACGUACAUAUUGACGAUCUUGAUACCAUCAUGAACGGGGUAACAAGGCGUGUUAUUGGCUUUACGCAUUCUGUAGUCGACGGCGAAGGAAAGAAGAAAAAGUGGUUACAAACUCCAGAUAUAUCCAAGCAAGGUAUCGGAAAGAAGAUUUACUUCAUGCCUAACUAUCCACCUCGUUCCGACGCUGCAUGCAGCUUGACUGACCAACCUCGUUCUGAUGCCGCGUGCAGCUUGACUCAACAACCCCGUUUCGAUGCUGAAUGUAGCUUGACUCAACAACCGGGCCCAUCGGGCCCAUCAUCAGAACAACAAGGCUGUAGUUACAUACAAAGCGAAUACAUUGUAGAUUGCCUCGUCAACCAUGCAUUGUCGGGAAAUAUAUAGAAUAUAGUGUAAAAUAGUUUUCUUUUUUGUCGAGCGGGGUGACACGAAACUAGUAGUUUCAAAUAGACGAUUGGUCGACUCGAUCUUUGUUUCUGUCGAAACCUUUGCACCAAAAAAAGACGGCGAAAAAGUACACAGAUAGCCUGAGCCGCCAGGCGAAUGUAUAAAUAAAGAUUUGUGAUGUAUAAACUAUUCAUUGUUGUAAUUAUUACAAGUAUGGUAAUGGGCAAAAGCUACACCGCUGUAUAUAGAUCUGACGAAAUAAAUGAAAUCGGUAAUAGUGAAUUGAAACUCUUAAGGAUCUUCAU
Messenger RNA from Strongylocentrotus purpuratus (purple sea urchin), 1445 nucleotides. Its product is annotated as caspase-3-like. The record is from RefSeq and is a predicted model, not a curated record. Lineage: Eukaryota; Metazoa; Echinodermata; Echinoidea; Camarodonta; Strongylocentrotidae. The transcript has 7 exons. Gene Ontology annotation, molecular function: cysteine-type endopeptidase activity. Gene Ontology annotation, biological process: proteolysis. Bases 1 to 1137 code for a protein of 378 amino acids.